Molecule: messenger RNA, 1334 nt
Organism: Brassica napus (rape)
Lineage: Eukaryota; Viridiplantae; Streptophyta; Magnoliopsida; Brassicales; Brassicaceae
Product: protein RGF1 INDUCIBLE TRANSCRIPTION FACTOR 1-like
Exons: 4
Coding region: 459-1124 (221 amino acids)
Molecular function (GO): zinc ion binding
Source: RefSeq, a predicted model, not a curated record
UGUCCACUCAAUUAUUAAUAUAGAUUUGCAUAUUAACAACCUCACUAGCCGAUUUCAUUUGCAUUUAAAAUGAUUAAUUUUGAAGGUUAAAACUUAAAAGUUAAUAUAGUUACACGUCUUUCAAAUUCCCGCAUGCUAUCCAUUCUAGGUGUAAAAGAGCAACAGUUUAUGUUGACUGUUAGGACUUUUGAUAUUUCCCUUAUUUAAUUAAUUAUAAAAAGUUGUCCUUUAUUUUCCUUAUUUAUUAAUAUUUUCUCACAAAACACAAUAUACAAUUGAUGAUACAUUCCUAAUAUAAUUUGUUUAUAUUUCCUUUGCCUUCUACUAAUUUAUUCACACCGCAAUCACUUCUUCUUUUUUGCUUCUGGCCUCUCCUUCCUCUUCCCCAAAAACCCUGAAUGUUCUUCCUUAACGCUGCUCAUCUGAUCGAUUAAAGGAAUCCAAUUUCUCAUACCCAAAUGAAUCUGAGUGAGAAGAGAAAUGUUGAUGGAGAUUGGAUUGCGACACUAUUGAGCUUAGAGUUCUUUGGGACAUGUGUGGAUCAUAUGCAUCUUCGAAAGAACGAGAAAAAUGUCUUUUGCAUUGACUGUAACAUCGAAAUCUGCAGACAUUGUUGUAACACAGAAGCUCACUCUGUCCAUCGUCGUCUUCAGAUCUGCAAAUAUGUUUAUCAAGAUGUUCUGCGUCUCCUCGAUAUUCAACACUACUUUGAUUGCUCCGAGAUACAGACAUAUAAAAUAAAUGGAGAAAAGGCAAUACAUUUGAAUUCGAGGCCGCAAGCAAAAGAUGCAAGACCUUCAACAAAGUCCAAGAAUGCAGCUUCAUGCGUUACUUGUAAAAGAUAUAUUCAAGAUCGUCCUAAUCGAUUUUGCUCCAUCUCAUGCAAGAUUUCAUCAGGCCCUCCGAAAAAACGUAAGUUUUGUUUCUCUUCAGAAGUGGAACAAAGUGUUUUGGAGAAAGAACAUUAUAAUCGAGAAGGAAGUUUAGAAGAGAAAAAAUCAUCCAUAUCGUCACUCACCGAUGUUUCAGAAGACUCGGAAGCUUUAUUGAGUAAUCUUUCACUGAGACCAUUCACGAGACUACUCAAGAGAAAAGGAAUUUCCCAAAGAUCUCCUCUUCAUUGAUUUUUUUUUUCUUUGUUUUUCUGGAUUGUGUUCAAAGCUAUACAGUCUUUGCAUUUUCCAUUUGAAAGUGAUAUAAUAUUGGAUAUUAAUUUUAUGUUUUAAAUUAAUAAUUUAUAAAAAAAAUAUAGUGAAUGCUGUGAGACAAAAAGAAGAAAUGAGACCAGAGCGAUGGUGAUGUUGAAGGCCGUAUGAAUGAUUUAUUUAUUAUCA